Aspergillus campestris IBT 28561 is the source of this 1297-nucleotide messenger RNA. RefSeq names its product actin-related protein 2/3 complex subunit 2. Bases 133 to 1089 code for a protein of 318 amino acids. The transcript has 5 exons. Gene Ontology annotation, cellular component: actin cytoskeleton; Arp2/3 protein complex. Gene Ontology annotation, molecular function: structural constituent of cytoskeleton; actin filament binding. The record is from RefSeq and is a predicted model, not a curated record. Lineage: Eukaryota; Fungi; Ascomycota; Eurotiomycetes; Eurotiales; Aspergillaceae. Gene Ontology annotation, biological process: Arp2/3 complex-mediated actin nucleation; actin filament polymerization.
CCUGCUCCGUACUCCCUUAAUCUUAUAAUUUACUCCCCUUGACUCUUUCCAACCUACUUUCGCAAACAAGUGCUGUAGAACACUUGGGGAAUUGUUAUAUUUUCAGUUGUUGAUGGUAUAAACACCAACAGAAUGCUGCUUCUUGAAUACCAUAACGUCCUCAUCCACACCCUCCUCACGGAGCGGUUCUCGGGUGCUCCCCCGGUAUCAAUUGAUCAAGUCGUUUCCGACUUCGACGGUGUUACCUUCCAUGUGUCUACCCCCGAAUCGAAGUCCCAGAUCCUCAUCUCGAUCAAUGUGAAGUGUUUCAGAGAGCUGGUCCAGUGUGGUGCCCAGCAGGUCCUGGAGAGAGAAUAUGGGUCGUACAUUGUCGCCCCCGAGCCGGGUUAUGAUUUCUCGGUAUUGAUCGACUUGGAAAACCUCCCCGCUGACCAGGAAGCGCGGGAUGAACUCAUCAUGCGGCUGGCCCUGAUGAAGCGUAACGCCAUGGCGGCUCCGUUCGAGAAAGCCUUCAGCGAAUUCUCUAGCCUUGCGGAGGAGGCUGCCCAAUACACUUCUGAGUCAGCUCCCCAGGGGGUGAAGGAGGGAGGACAGGUGAUGGCAAUCCACUACCGGGAGGAGGAAGCCAUCUAUGUCAAGGCCAGCUAUGACCGAGUCACGGUGAUCUUCAGCACCGUCUUCCGUGAAGAGACCGAUCGCAUCUUUGGCAAGGUCUUCGUGCAGGAGUUUGUGGACGCUCGUCGCCGUGUAUUGACUCUGCAAAACGCCCCGCAAGUGCUUUUCCGGAACGACCCUCCCCUGGAGUUGGAGGGUGUUCCUGGCCUUGCCAACGAUGGCAAGACUAGCUACGUAACUUUCGUGCUCUUCCCCCGCCACUUGUCCGCCCAGCGACGUUACGACAACAUCUCCCAUAUCCAAAUCUUCCGCGAUUACUUCCAUUACCACAUCAAAGCCUCGAAGGUGUACCUCCAUACCCGGAUGCGCAAGAGAACCGCCGACUUCCUCCAGGUUCUCAACCGAGCUCGGCCGGAGAACGAGGAGCGGGAGCGAAAGACCGCCAGUGGCCGGACUUUCCGGGUGCAGGCGUAGAGCAACUGGCGGUGGAGUGUAUGUGGUUUGUGUUGACGAGGAAACAAACGAGGGUCAAGCAUACAUGUUACACAGACAAACCGAAUAUGCGAAUUGUACAGGAUGGCGUCUCCAGAGAGAUAUCUCUGUGGCUCCUUUAAUAUAUACUGAGCCCGUACAUUCGUAUCUUCCGCAUUCCCUCCUACCAAUCAAUCGGCCAGUAUAGAAA